Messenger RNA from Aspergillus pseudonomiae, 792 nucleotides. RefSeq names its product glutathione S-transferase. The transcript is spliced from 5 exons. NCBI's taxonomy places the organism in Eukaryota, Fungi, Ascomycota, Eurotiomycetes, Eurotiales, Aspergillaceae. The record is from RefSeq and is a predicted model, not a curated record. Gene Ontology annotation, molecular function: glutathione transferase activity. Gene Ontology annotation, biological process: glutathione metabolic process. The coding region runs from base 91 to 711 and encodes 206 amino acids.
AAGCACUGCACCGAACUAAAAAUACGUAUCGCCAGUAACUUUAUCUUGAUAAUAAGCAAAUCAGUUUGAAAAUUUGAAGACAAAAUAGAAAUGCCGCUGCCAUCCGCGAAUCCUACGCUCCAUUACCUCGAUAUCGGUAGCCUGGGCCGUGGAGAGGUUGUCCGACUGUUCUUGCACGACGCAGGAGUGGAGUUCAAUGAUGUCCGAUAUCCGUAUGACGAUACCUGGCCAGCGGCCAGCGCAGAACUCAGACAAAAAGGGUUAUCAGUGACUGGCAAGGUACCGGUGCUUGAGUAUGAAGGACAAAUCCUCACACAGCAUCUACCAAUCCUGAGGUACCUAGCUAGAGAGCUUGGUGAAUAUGACGGAAAUACGAGCCUGGAGAAGUAUCUUCUGGAUGCAGUUGCUGAUGUGUAUACCGACUGGCGAGCCCAAUGGGUGAGCAACCUUGGCAAUGUCACGGACAAAUUCAAGAACGAGUAUGUCCCGAACUAUUACAACGUCCUAGCUACGUUUUAUGCUCAGAAGGAGGGCCCUUAUCUGCUGGGUGAGAGGAUCACUUAUACGGACUUUGUCGUCUACCAGUCUAUCGACAACGAUUCACAGACUGGAACAUUGCCGGCGUCUCUGCCGGAGCCUCUCACUAGGCUCAGAGCAGCGUUCGAAGCCCGGCCUAGAGUCGCACCGUAUCUGGCGAGCCGCCGUGGCUAAAAAGUAUGGCUGUCUGUUGUGCAUAACAUUUGUCUUCGCAUUUCUGAUUGGCAAAUCGCAAGAUCAAAGGAAUGAUGAAAG